This is a messenger RNA of Colletotrichum karsti, 1281 nucleotides long. Its product is annotated as O-methyltransferase. The coding region runs from base 1 to 1281 and encodes 426 amino acids. NCBI's taxonomy places the organism in Eukaryota, Fungi, Ascomycota, Sordariomycetes, Glomerellales, Glomerellaceae. The transcript has 4 exons. Gene Ontology annotation, molecular function: O-methyltransferase activity. The record is from RefSeq and is a predicted model, not a curated record.
AUGACACAGCUUGCAAAGAAAAUCGCUGCGGAGACCGAGAAGCUGGAGACUUACAUGAGGGCGAAUGACUUGCCACUGCCAAGCCUCGAUCCUAAUGGCCCCCUCGAUUUUCCGAAGCUCCCCGACGACAUUCAACAGAGUCGCAUGGAGAUCAUGUUCGCAACGAGAGAGCUUGAAGCCCUUGUUCACGGACCGAGAGAAGACGUGAGAUGGAAAGCGUGGAGCUACCAUGACAGCCUCAGUCUUCAGCUCGUCAACCACUUCGGCCUUGCAAAACUGGUCCCCAUUGACGGCACCAUCACCUUGUCGGAACUCCAGACCAAAACCUCACUGGACCCCGUCAACCUCGCCCGCGUCCUCCGCCAUGUCAUGACGAACCGCAUGUUCCGCGAGCCGUCCCCCGGCGUGAUCGCUCACACCGCAGCGUCCCGCGUGCUGGCGGAGGACCGGUCCCUGCAGGACUGGGUCGGAUACAACCUGGAGGACAACUUCCCCGCCUCCGCCCACGUCCUCCAGGCCCUGAAGGCGUACCCCGAAGCCACCUCGCUCACCCGCACCGGCUUCAACUUCGCCUUCGACACCGUAGACAAGGAGCCCAUGUUCGUCACGUUCGGAAAGGACCCCGCCCGCGCGAAGCGCUUCGGCGGCGCUAUGGUCAGUCUCACCGGCGGCGAGGGCUACGAGGUCAGGCACCUGGUCGACUCAUACGACUUCGGCGACGUCGAUGCCAGGGGCGGCACGCUGGUCGACGUCGGCGGCAGCCAGGGGUUCGUGUGCGUAGACCUCGCGAAGAAGUGGAAGAACAUGAAGUUCGUGGUGCAGGACCUCCAAAACACGAUCGACUCCGCGCCGAAACCGGUCUCCGACGACCCCCAGAUCGCCGAGCGCAUCGAGCUCAUGGCGCACGACUUCUUCACGGAGCAGACCGUCAAGAACGCCGAUGUCUACUUCUUCCGAUGGAUCAUGCACAACUACUCUACGCCCUACGCCGUCUCGAUCCUCAAGAACCUGGUCCCGGCCAUGAAGCCCGGCGCGAGGGUCGUCAUCAAGGACCACUGCCUACGACGGGCCGGGGACGAGAACCCGUGGGACGAACGGGUCAUCCGCGGCAUGGACAUGGUCAUGCUGGCCGUGCUGAACGCGCAGGAGCGCAACGAGGAGGAGUACCGCGCCCUCUUCAAGGCGGCGGACGAGCGGUUCGUCCUAACGAGCGUGUUGAGGCCCAAGGGGUGUAGGAUGAGUAUCAUCGAGGCGGUGUGGGACCCCGAGGCGGCGAGGUAG